Messenger RNA from Lacerta agilis (Sand lizard), 3907 nucleotides. RefSeq names its product phosphodiesterase 5A (gene PDE5A). Gene Ontology annotation, molecular function: protein binding; 3',5'-cyclic-GMP phosphodiesterase activity. The coding region runs from base 14 to 2614 and encodes 866 amino acids. NCBI's taxonomy places the organism in Eukaryota, Metazoa, Chordata, Lepidosauria, Squamata, Lacertidae. The transcript has 21 exons. Gene Ontology annotation, biological process: signal transduction. The record is from RefSeq and is a predicted model, not a curated record.
CCCUUUUUGGUGUAUGGGGGAAGGACGGGUGGGAUGUUGUUCCGCCAAGAUUUACUGCGGAGAUAGAAUAAAGCCGCGCGCCUGGAUUUCCUCCUGGCUCCUUUUCUUGUUUGACAUGCUGCCUUUCGGAGACAAAACGAGAGAGAUGGUCAAUGCAUGGUUUUCUGAGAGAGUUCAUCCCAUACCAGUUUGCAAAGAGGGGGCCAAGCAGCACGGUGACGCUUGUUCUUGUCCCAGCCACCAGGCUGCACGGGCAGAGAGCACUAAUCCCACACCCCCAACCAGGAAGAUAUCUGCUUCUGAGUUUGACAGGCCCCUUAGGCCUAUUGUUGUCAAGGAUUGUGUUGGAACUGUGAGUUUCUUGUCGGACUCCGAAAAGAAGGAGCAGAUGCCUCUCCAACCCCGGACGCUUGGGACCGAUGCAGGGGAUCAGUGCUCAAGGCUCUUAGAAUUGGUGAAGGACAUUUCUAGUCACUUGGAUGUCACAGCCCUUUGCCACAAAAUUUUCCUGCACAUCCACGAACUCAUUGCCGCCGAUCGCUACUCCCUCUUUUUGGUGUGUGAAGACAGUUCCAAUGAGAAGUUUCUCAUCAGCAGGCUCUUUGACGUUGCUGAAGGUUCCACCUUGGAAGAAGCUUCAAACAAUGGCAUCCGUCUGGAGUGGAACAAAGGGAUAGUGGGACACGUGGCAGCUUUGGGGCAGCCUUUGAACAUCAAAGAUGCCUAUGAGGAUCCCAGAUUUAAUGCAGAAGUGGACCAAAUCACCGGCUAUAGGACACAGAGCAUCCUCUGUAUGCCAAUAAAGAACCAUAGAGAAGAGGUGGUUGGUGUGGCACAAGCAAUCAACAAGAAGUCUGGUGGUGGAGGAAUAUUCACUGAGCAAGAUGAGAAGGAUUUUGCUGCAUACCUGGCUUUUUGUGGAAUUGUUCUUCACAAUGCUCAGCUGUAUGAGACAUCCCUGCUGGAAAACAGACGCAACCAGGUUCUCCUUGAUCUUGCCAGCUUAAUAUUUGAAGAGCAGCAAUCUUUAGAAGUAAUUUUGAAGAAGAUAGCUGCCACCAUAAUCACCUUUAUGCAGGUGCAGAAGUGCACCAUUUUCAUAGUGGACGAAGACAGCUCGGAUCCAUUUUCCAGUGUCUUUCACAUGGAAUCUGAGGAAUUAGAAAAUUCAAGUGAGACCCACAAAAGAAACUAUGAUACAAACCAAAUUAAUUAUAUGUAUGCUCAAUAUGUGAAGAAUACCAUGGAGCCUCUUAACAUUUCAGAUAUUCGCCAAGACAAAAGAUUUCCUUGGACAAAUGAAAAUACAGAUAGUAAAAACCAGAAUAUAGAAAGUUUGCUAUGCACGCCAAUUAAAAACGGAAAGAAGAAUAAAGUAAUAGGAGUCUGUCAACUUGCAAAUAAGAUGGAAGAAAAUUCAGGCAAAAUAAAGGCUUUCAACAGAAAUGACGAGCAGUUUCUGGAAGCUUUUGUCAUCUUCUGCGGCUUGGGUAUCCAGAACACACAGAUGUAUGAAACUGUGGAAAGAGCCAUGGCAAAGCAGAUGGUGACAUUAGAGGUCCUUUCUUAUCAUGCUUCAGCUGCUGAAGAAGAAACAAGGGAACUUCAGGUAACAGCGGCUGCUGUUGUACCAUCUGCGCAAUCUCUCAAGCUCACCGACUUCUACUUCAGUGACUUUGAGCUGUCAGAUAUGGAAACCUCCCUGUGUACAAUUCGGAUGUUCACUGAUCUUAACCUUGUGCAGAAUUUCCAAAUGAAACACGAGGUCCUUUGCAGAUGGAUUUUGAGUGUGAGGAAAAAUUACCGGAAAAAUGUUGCGUAUCAUAAUUGGAGGCAUGCUUUCAACACUGCCCAGUGCAUGUUUGCUGCUUUGAAGUCAGGGAAAAUCCAGAGCAAGCUUACGGACGUUGAGGUGCUUUCUUUGCUGAUCGCAGCACUGAGCCAUGACCUGGACCACAGAGGUGUGAACAACUCUUACAUACAGAGAAGUGAACACCCUCUUGCUCAGCUGUAUUGCCACUCAAUCAUGGAGCAUCACCACUUUGAUCAGUGCCUGAUGAUCCUGAAUACUCCGGGCAACCAGAUUCUCAGCGGCCUUUCUGUUGAGGAAUACAAGGCUACCGUGAAAAUGAUCAAACAAGCUAUUCUGGCCACAGAUCUUGCACUGUACAUUAAGAGAAGAGGAGAGUUUUUUGACCUUCUGAGAAAGAAACAGUUUAACCUGGAAGACCCUUAUCAAAAGGAGCUAUUUUUGGCAAUGCUGAUGACUGCGUGUGAUUUGUCAGCAAUAACAAAGCCGUGGCCUGUUCAGCAACGGAUAGCUGAACUUGUAGCUACAGAAUUCUUUGACCAAGGUGAUAAGGAGAGAAAAGAACUCAAUAUAGAACCAACAGAUUUAAUGAACCGUGAAAAGAAAAACAAAAUCCCCAGCAUGCAAGUUGGAUUCAUUGAUGCCAUCUGCUUGCAGCUCUAUGAGGCGAUGACACACGUCUCAGAAGCCUGCUAUCCUUUGCUGGACGGCUGCAGAAAGAACAGGCAGAAAUGGCAGUCAUUAGCCGAACAGCAAGAAACAAACCUGAUCAAUGGAGAAAGCAAUCAGCCCAAACGGAACUGAGAUAGCACUUUGUUAGGAAUGCUGGUUUACAAAGAAGCUAUUUAUAUAUAGUGAUUUGGAGAUACUGAAAUGUUUUGCUAGACACUGUACGAAAUAGGUGUAUCAUUUGCCACUGCUGUAUUUUAAAGAACAAGGAGACAUAUAUUUUUGCACAGCAUUCGGAAGCGUAACAUGAACAUUUUUGUGUAUGAUGUAUCAUAGUUGUAUAUUUCAAAAUAUUUCGUUUAUUUGAGGGAGAACGAGGUCUGCACUUAGCAGGUCCAGUUUGCUCUGCUCAGCUUUAUAAGACGGUACAGAAGAGGAGAGUUUCUAGGACUGCUGUUCUCAGUUGUACAUAGUUGUUUAGUUUCAGUCAAUGGCCAGUACUUUAAAACGAUUACCAUAUUUAGCACCUUUUUCAUCUUUUUGUGUUGUCUGUUUCUGUAAGUGUAAAUAAUGAGAGCGCAGUGUUGCCUUUGGGAGCCUGAGAAACACGCAGGAGCUUAGUGGUCAGAGUUCACUAUGGGAGCUGCUGAAUCCAGUAUCUCUUUAUUCCAAAGAAAGUCAGGACUGAAGCACAGUAUCUUGAGAGAAUAUAUGGCUCCUGUGCCUUUUCCUGCCAUGAGAGUGCUUCACCUUAAAUGAACUUGAGCUGUUAAUUACCCAGCAGUCCCAGGCUGCUGGUAAGGAUCUAUAGAUGGAACUGCCUGACAUUUCUUAGAGCAUCGUAGCUCCAAAGUGCAGUUAUCUGAAGAAGACAUCAAAGUCAAGAGAAAUGGGGAAUGGAGACAGACGGAAGAGAGACUGUGUAGACAUUGGGGAUACUUUCAGUGAGGUGGGAUCAUCCCACAGCAAACAAGCUUCAAUGCCGUCCUGCCUGCUGAAACGGUGGAAUGGGGAACAACCUGAAGCUGGCAGCGAUGUGAGUGAGUGAAGAAAAUUAGGCCCGGUCCAGAACUUGAGAAUUGCUCUGGAUAUUGUAAAACUGAAUCAAAUUAAAGAGAUCAGAGCUGAGAAAUAGCCAAGGCUACUUAAAAACAACUGCUCAUAAUUGCAAAGAGGUUUUUUAUGAGUGAAUUUUGGAAAGAAGAAUGCUUUUGGUUUUUCAUAAGACCAUUUGACUUGGAACAAGCAUAACCGCAGAGUAUUGAAGCAGAAAGCAGAAAUGGAAACAGCUGAGAAUACUUCAGGGAGCUUACAAAGAUAACUUUAAAGAAGUCAACGAGUAUUAGCUCAAGAAAGGACGUAGACAAAACAAAUCUUAAAAUACCAUCUCACUGCCUGCAACCAAUAAUGUUACCAUGUCAAAAAUGA